AGAACUCAAAAGAGUUCAAGAGAGAGCGAGCGAGAGCGAGAGAGAGAGAGAGAUAGAGAAUUUUUAGGGUUUCAUAGCUGUAAUUAAUCUACGAUUUCGAAAAUGCAGAAGCUAGGGUUUCCAAGCAUGAAGAGUUUGGAUCAGUUCAAAUCCUUCGCAGGAUCUGCCACAGGAACCGCGAAGAGCUUCUCAUUCUCUUCGCGUCCUGCUUCGGAUUCAAUCUCAUCAGGAAGUUUCACGAAUUUGAAGCUCACAGCAGAGAAGUUGGUGAAGGAGCAAGCUUCCGUGAAGACUGAUCUGGAAAUGGCGAACAACAAGCUGAAGAAAUCGAUGGAUAAUAUCCGUGCAUUAGAGGAAAAAUUGCAGAAUGCUUUCAAUGAAAAUGCUAAGCUCAAGGUGAAGCAGAAAGAAGACGAGAAACUCUGGAAAGGAUUGGAGUCUAAAUUCUCUUCAACUAAGACUCUGUGUGAUCAACUCACCGAGACCUUACAGCACUUGGCUGGUCAGGUUCACGAUGCUGAGAAAGAUAAGGAAUUCUUUGAAGAAAAACUAUCCACAAGUUCAAUCGCUCUUGAUGACUUGAACCAACAAAUGCAUGAUCUGUCCCUAAAGUUAGAGUCUACAGAAGAAACUCUUGGAAUUCGUGGAAAGGAACUCGAGGAACUCAAAAUGGAGAAAGAGGAAAAAGAUAAACUUUACACAGAUGAAAUGUGUAGGACUGCCAAUCUCAUAGUGGAAAAAGAUGCGAUGAUUGAGAAGUUUGAGGCAACUGUAGCUGCCAAUAGAUUGGCGACAGAGAGUUUGAACUCUAAAUUGGAAGAGGUGCACCUUGAGUUGAAACUGAAAGAAGAUGAAAUUAAACAAUUAAUAAUCACUCAGCAGAACUUGGAGAAAGAAAAGAGUGAUUUCCAAUUGUGCAGUGAAGACUUAGCUAAAAAAUUAGAUAUUUCAUUCAAGGAGAUAAGAAGCCUCGAAGGUUUGGUCCAUGAGUUUGCUGCACAGUUGGUUGAAUUGGACAAAAAAAGCUUAACUUUUUCAGACAAGUUUGAUCAUCUGAACUCUCUUUAUGACUCUUGCCUUAAGCUGGUCCAGCAGGAGAAAGACCUUGCUGCAACGCAUGCCAAAAAACAAUAUGAUCAACUUCAUGAUAAGUUCUUAUGCACAACAUCAGAAAAAGAUGCAUUGCAACUAGUAAAUCAGGAAUUAAACAAUAAGCUCAUCGAACUUCAGAAAGUCCAAGAGUCUGUUAUGAAACAUCUUUCAGAGGAGUGCCGUUUAGCAGGGGAGAGAAUUCAAAAAUUGGAAUCUGAAGCAGAAACUCUGGUCUCAAAGAAGAUUGAAACAGAAAUGUUGGUGUCCAAAUUAGAGGAGAGAAUUGAUACUCUGUCAGAAAGUUCAAGAACAUCUGAGAAUAAAAUGCAAGAUUUAUUGCUGAAAAUUUCAGCAUUAGUAAGUGAGAAUAAAGAUAAUUCAGAGAAAUUACAGUCAGAGAUACAGAAAAAAGCAGAAGAAAUAGAUAUUUUGCAAAAGGAUAGUGAGAAACAUAAGCAGCAUGUAGAUUUGCAAGAGAAACAAAUCAGUCAGCUGCAUGAUCUCUUAAAGGAAAAGGAACAAUUUAUAAUGCAAUGUGAGGAGCAAGAGAAGAAGCUGGAAGAUCAAGUGAAAGAGAAUCAGGAAUUGUUGAUUGCUGCUGAAAGUAAACUUGCAGAAGCUAAGAAGCAAUAUGAUCAGAUGCUAGAGAGUAAACAAUUGGAGUUGUCAAGGCAUUUGAAAGAGAUUUCUCAGAGAAAUGAUCAGGCAAUCAAUGACAUAAGGAGGAAGUAUGACGUGGAGAAGCUGGAAAUUGUUAAUAUGGAAAAAGAGAAGGCCGACAAAAUUGUUUCAGAAAUGGAAAGAAAAUGUGACCAAAAAAUCACAGAGAGCAAAGAAGAAUCAAGGCAAUACUUGAUGCAUGUUCAGGAGGAACAUGCUGCUCUGGUGAGUCGUAUUCAACAGGAACAUGACAGAAAGGAACUGGCACUUAAAGCUGACCACACUGAAGAGCUAAAACGUGCUGAACUUGAAGCUGAAAAUGAAUUGAGAGAGAAAACAGUGUCGCUCAGGAAUGAACAUGAAGCUCAGUUGAGAGCUUUGAGAUGUGAGCAUGAAGAUGAGUGCAGAAAGCUGCAAGAGGAGUUGGAUCUUCAGAAGUCCAAAGAAGACAGGCAGAGGGCUUUGUUGCAAUUGCAGUGGAAAGUGAUGAGUGACAAGCCAAAAGAGGACCAAGAAGUGAACUCAAAAAAGGAGCACUCCAUUUCAUCAAUCAAGAUGAGAAAUUCUGCAGGCAGCAAAAGAAGUCAGCAUGCUCUGGAAAGACCAGAGGGCGAAGAGAAGGAAUCUCCUCUCUUGGGAGCAACACAAACACCGGUGUCAAAGUUGCUGAAGAAAGUAGAGAACGUAAACACAGGAAGUGUAAUGAGUAUUCCUAAGCAUCAUAAGAAGGUAACUCACCAUGAGUAUGAAGUUGAAACUUCUAAUGGCAGAACAAUUACAAAACGAAGGAAAACAAGAAGUACUGUCAUGUUCGAGGACCCAAAAAAACAUAAAAAGUUGAAUACACCAAAAGCGAAUACCCCCAGAAGUUUUGUCAAGGGAGUCAAAGGAGGUCAUCCACGUCCUUCGAACAUAGGUGAUUUGUUUUCAGAAGGGUCUCUAAAUCCCUAUGCAGAUGAUCCCUAUGCAUUUGAUUAGAGGUCAGAAAUUCUUUUUGGGAUUCUUUUGAACUGCUUCAUUGAUAGCAGAAUGGCAUUGUGGUAGAUGCUGGUUCUUCUCUUAACACUGUAAAUACGAAGGACGCCUGCUGUUUCACUUUGCUGGUUCUGAUUUGAUCACUUUGUCACUGAUGGACGUUAAACACUUCAUCUUUUGUAAAUGAAUGCUUUGAUUUUUGAAGAAUGACAUUACAAAAUUUCGUAAAAAAAGUGGAAUGUACUUAAGGCUGCAAUUAGUAUUCCAUAUUUGUAUGAUUUGGUUAGCCAUCAAUA
Messenger RNA from Quercus robur (English oak), 3023 nucleotides. Its product is annotated as synaptonemal complex protein 1-like. The coding region runs from base 103 to 2730 and encodes 875 amino acids. The record is from RefSeq and is a predicted model, not a curated record. The transcript is spliced from 19 exons. Lineage: Eukaryota; Viridiplantae; Streptophyta; Magnoliopsida; Fagales; Fagaceae. Gene Ontology annotation, biological process: reciprocal meiotic recombination.